Messenger RNA from Condylura cristata (star-nosed mole), 6517 nucleotides. RefSeq names its product family with sequence similarity 179, member B (gene TOGARAM1). Gene Ontology annotation, molecular function: microtubule binding. The coding region runs from base 196 to 5649 and encodes 1817 amino acids. The record is from RefSeq and is a predicted model, not a curated record. Gene Ontology annotation, biological process: microtubule cytoskeleton organization. The transcript is spliced from 21 exons. Gene Ontology annotation, cellular component: cilium; cytoplasmic microtubule. NCBI's taxonomy places the organism in Eukaryota, Metazoa, Chordata, Mammalia, Eulipotyphla, Talpidae.
GGGGUCUGGGGCUCCGGCGGGGGCCAUUUUGCCGUAGGCGGCCUCUAGGGUUCCGGGGCCAGAUUGGCAACUCGCUGAAGCUGUUCCUUUUCAUUCUUUGCAGCUUGCGACUUGGCGUGGAGUAAGAAGAUUGGGCUCCGGAAAGCCCAUCGGAGACGAUGGUUUCCUUCAGUCUCCGCCACUUGACCACCCUCCAUGGCGGCUGCGCCCUCCGCGCUGCUCCUACUGCCGACUUCAGCUUUCUGUACCUAUUGCCUCCAAAGCCGCUGUCGACCUUCCGCCCCAGAGACUGAUGAUAGUCCAAGUGGGGGCACCAUGAGAGGAGAGAAAAACUACUGCUGCCGUGGAGCUGCUGGGGAUCAUGGUUCCUGCCCUCCGACACCAUCACCCCUGGCCUCGGCCCUCUUGAUGCCCACGGAGACAAUCUCAAGUAGUUGGUCUGGGUCUGGGGGUGGUUUGUCAGGGGGAGACGAAGAGGAGACGCGGCUCCUACAGCACCUACGCACUGUGCCUGAUCCUUCCGAGGCCUUCCAGGCUUUGCAGGCUGCUUUGCCCCGGCGGGGUGGUCGACUCGGCUUUCCCCGACGUAAGGAAGCAUUGUAUAGGGCUCUGGGCCGAGUGCUCGUGGAAGGAGAUAGUGAUGAAAAGCGACUCUGCUUGCAACUCCUUUCGGAUGUUCUCCGGGGUCAGGGGGAGGCAGGCCAGCUGGAAGAGACAUUUAGUUUAGCGCUUUUGCCGCAACUAGUUGCCUCCUUACGAGAAGAAAACCCUGCCCUGCGGAAAGAUGCCCUGCAGAUUCUACACAUAUGUCUGAAACGUAGUUCUGGGCAGGUGCUGAGAACACUUAUACAGCAAGGUUUAGAAAGUACGGAUGCCCGACUUAGAGCUUCCACAGCACUACUGUUACCUGUCUUGCUCACUCCUGAGGAUUUGUUGCUUGGCCUAGAUCUUACUGAGGUGAUAAUAUCGUUAGCUCGAAAACUUGGCGAUCAGGAAACAGAAGAAGAAUCAGAGACUGCUUUUUCAGCACUUCAACAAAUCGGGGAGCGACUAGGCCAAGAGAGAUUUCAAUCCUAUAUCUCUCGUCUGCCUUCUGCUCUGAGGAGACACUACAAUCGCCGCCUGGAAUCCCAGUUUGGAAGUCAGGUUCCUUAUUAUUUGGAACUUGAAGCCUCUGGAUUUCCUGACGAUCCCCUUCCCUGUGCAGUGACUCUUUCCAACAGCAAUCUUAAAUUUGGGAUUAUUCCUCAGGAGCUGCAUUCAAGAUUGUUAGAUCAAGAAAAUUAUAAAAACCGGACUCAGGCAGUUGAGGAACUAAAACAGGUGAUGGGACGAUUUAACCCUGGUUCUACCCCUCAUUCUAGUCUUGUCGGUUUCAUUAGCUUGCUGUAUAACUUAUUAGAUGAUUCUAACUUCAAAGUGGUCCAUGGCACACUUCAGGUCCUACACUUACUAGUUAUUCGCCUUGGAGAUCAGGUACAGCAGUUCUUGGCACCAGUUAUAGCAGCUUCUGUCAAAGUGCUGGCAGAUAACAAGUUGGUGAUUAAACAAGAAUACAUGAAAAUCUUCCUCAAGCUAAUGAAGGAAGUUGGUCCUCAACAGGUGCUUUGUUUACUUCUGGAUCAUCUCAAACAUAAACAUUCCAGAGUAAGAGAGGAGGUGGUGAACAUUUGCAUCUGCUCCCUCCUGACAUAUCCCAGUGAAGAUUUUGAUUUACCCAAACUGUCUUUUGAUCUUGCCCCAGCUCUUGUAGAUAGCAAACGCAGGGUACGCCAAGCAGCUCUGGAAGCUUUUGCUGUGUUGGCAUCAUCAAUGGGCUCAGGUAAAACUAGUAUACUUUUCAAAGCUGUGGAUACUGUUGAGCUGCAAGAUAAUGGCGAUGGAGUUAUGAAUGCUGUGCAGGCCCGAUUGGCUAGGAAGACCCUCCCAAGGUUAACAGAACAGGGAUUUGUGGAAUAUGCAAUACUUAUGCCAUCUUCUGCACAGGGUAGGUCAAGCCAUUUGACACAUGGAGCAGAUGCAGACUGGCUUUUGGCUGGUAACAGAACUCAAAGUGCACAUUGUCACUGUGGUGACCACACAAGGGAUAGCAUGCAAUUGUAUGGAUCUUAUAGUCCAACUAUCUGUACUCGAAGGGUGUUAAGUGCAGGAAAAGGAAAAAAUAAAUUACCGUGGGAAAAUGAACAGCCUGGAGUAGUGGGAGAAAAUCAGACUUCUAAUUCCAAGGAUAUAGAACAGUUUUCAGCGUAUGAUUUCAUCCCAUCUCCAAAAUUAAAACCUUCUCAAGGUCAAUCAUCAGUCAAUGAUGAUUUAUGUUUUAGCAGAAAAAGAGUGUCAAGAAACUUAUUUCAGAAUAGUCGAGAUUUUAACCCAGACUCUCUUCCUGUAUGUGCUACUGGGACUACUGGGACUUAUCAAACAAAUAUUUCUGGGAAAUGUGGACAAUUUGGAUUAUCACAGAUAUGUGGUAAAACUGGCAGUGUGGAUUCUGAUUUACAGUUCCUGGGGACAACUAGUAAUCAUCAAGAUAAAGUGUAUGCCAGCCUAAAUUUUGGCAGUAAGACACAGCAAACAUUUGGUAAUCAAACGGAACGAACUUCAUCAUACUCCGGUUCAAAUCCAAAUCCAGGAUCCUUCAUCCUUCCAUCUUAUCCUCUCUCAUCACCUCGAACGAGUCCAAAGCACACAUCUCUUACUGUAUCUCCAAAGAAGACUCAAGAUAAUUCUGCUAAUUUCUCAAAUUCCUGGCCUCUUAAAAACUUUGAAGGACUAUCAAAGCCAAGUCCACAGAAAAAGUUGCUCAGCCAAAAAGCAUCUGACAUUACAGGAGAAAAUUCUCAAGAAAAACCUGCAGUUCAGCUUACACCUGCCCUGGUGAGAUCACCAUCUUCUCGGCGAGGCCUAAAUGGGACCAAACCUGUCCCUCCAAUACCAAGAGGAAUCAGUCUUUUGCCUGAUAAAGCUGACUUAAGCACAGUGGGACCCAAAAAAAAAGAGCCUGAUGACAUUUGGAAGAGUGAAAAAGAUAAUUUUACAAUUGAUCUUUCAGAAUUAAAUAUCAGGGAUAAAGAUUUGGAUCAAGAAGAAAUGCAGAGUUCUCUGAGGUCACUUCGUAACAGUGCAGCUAAGAAAAGAGCAAAACUGAGUGGCAGUACUUCUGAUCUUGAAAGCCCUGAUUCUGCAAUUAAGCUUGACUUGACCAUGGACUCUCCAUCUCGAUCUUCCUCUCCAAACAUCAGCUCUUACAGUGAAAGUGGUGUUUACAGUCAAGAAUCGCUGACUUCUUCUCUAUCUACAACUCCCCAGGGGAAGAGAAUAAUGUCUGACAUAUUUCCGACAUUUGGAUCAAAACCUUGUCCAACAAGACUUUCUUCUGCAAAGAAUAAAAACACUCAGAUAACUGACCAAAGUGCCAGUGCAGGGAUUACAUCUAAUGUAAGCAUAAUCGGUCAACGUAUGAACUAUGGGUUUGGCUGUGGUGAUUUUGAAGAUGACAGGUCACAUGACAUUUCACCUAGUGUUUUAAAAAUACAAAAUAAGGAACACCCAAGACAUUAUAAGCAUGGGAAAGGAUUUGCAGGGUCAGCAUCAAAUUUACAGCAGAUUUCCAGUUUUGACUUCACAUCCACAAAUAAUUUAACAGAAGAUUCAGUAGUAGUUGUUGGAAAAGGUGUAUUUGGAAGCCCAAAUUCAGCACCGGCAACUUGCAGCCAAUCAGUGAUACCUUCUGUGGAAAACGGGGAUACAGUUUCAGUUAAACAAAGUAUUGAACCACCAUCAGGGAUUUAUGGAAAAGCAGUUCAGCAAAGUAUUCCACCGUAUCUUGAUGUUGAGAAUGGAAAAGAUAUUAAAGUUUCUAUCUCAAAAUCUACUUAUGACAAGAUGAAACAAAAGAGAAAAGAGGAAAAAGAACUUUUUGACAUUAAAGACUGCGAAAAGAAGGAACAGAAUCCCUGGGAACGAACAAAACACACAGGAACUGAGAAAAUAACAGAAAGCGAAGCAUCUCCUGGAGAUCUUCCACAGUAUAAAGAAAGAAUGCCUUCUGUCACUCAUAGUCCAGAAAUAAUGGAUUUGUCAGAACUACGGCCAUUUUCCAAACCAGAAAUAGCACUGACAGAAGCCCUGAAGCUUUUAGCUGAUGAAGAUUGGGAGAAGAAAAUUGAGGGGCUGAAUUUUAUUAGAUGCUUAGCUGCUUUUCAUUCUGAAAUAUUGAACACAAAGUUGCAUGAAACAAAUUUUGCAGUAGUUCAAGAGGUUAAAAAUUUACGCUCUGGAGUUUCUCGUGCUGCUGUUGUCUGUUUAAGUGAUCUUUUCACUUACCUGAAAAAGAGUAUGGAUCAAGAACUAGAUACCACAGUAAAAGUUUUAUUACACAAGGCUGGAGAAUCGAAUACAUUUAUAAGAGAAGAUGUUGACAGAGCACUGCGAGCUAUGGUGAAUAAUGUAACUCCAGCUCGUGCAGUUGUUUCUCUUAUCAAAGGAGGACAAAGUCAUUUACACAUUGCAGUAAGAAAAUGUACAGCUCAGCACUUAUCAGAUGUGGUGGAGUUUAUGGAACCAGAGCGUAUUUUAGCUGGAACAAAGGAUAUGGCUGAUCGUAUAUUACCAGCUGCUGCUAAGUUUGCUCAGGACAGCUCACAGGAAACCAGGUAUUAUGGACGGAAGAUGCUUUUCCUCAUGAUGUGUCAUAAUAACUUUGAUAAAAUGCUUGAAAAAUAUGUCCCAUCUAAAGAUUUGCCAUAUAUUAAGGAAUCUGUUAAAAACUUACGGCAAAAGGGUUUGGGGGAGAUACCGCUAGAUACUCCUUCAGCAAAAGGAAGACGAUCUCAUACUGGCAGUGUUGGAAAUACAAGGUCAUCAUCCAUUUCUAGAGAUGCUUUCAAUUCAUCUGAAAGAGAGGUAACUGAAAUACGUGAAGUCACCCGUAAACCAUUUCCCCGUAAUUCCUUAGAAAGUGCUGAGUACAUUAAAGCCAUAACAGGUUUAUUAAAUGCAAAGGAUUUUCGUGAUCGUAUUAAUGGGAUUAAGCAACUUUUAUCAGACACUGAAAACAAUCAAGAACUUGUUAUUGGAAACAUUGUGAAGAUCUUUGAUGCUUUUAAAUCUCGACUUCAUGAUUCCAAUAGUAAAGUAAAUCUGGUGGCUCUAGAAACAAUGCACAAAAUGAUCCCUUUGCUUAGAGAUAACUUAUCUCCUAUAAUUAACAUGCUCAUUCCAGCAAUAGUAGAUAACAAUCUGAAUUCCAAGAAUCCAGGCAUCUAUGCUGCUGCUACAAAUGUUGUUCAGGCCCUGAGUCAAUAUGUAGACAAUUAUUUACUUCUACAGCCAUUUUGUACAAAAGCUCAGUUUUUAAAUGGAAAAGCAAAACAAGAUAUGACCGAAAAGCUUGCUGAUAUUGUUAUGGAACUUUAUCAAAGGAAGCCCCAUGCCACAGAACAGAAAGUGUUGGUUGUUUUAUGGCAUCUCUUAGGGAACAUGACAAAUAGUGGCUCUCUACCUGGAGCUGGAGGAAAUAUACGAACAGCCACAGCUAAAUUAUCAAAAGCACUUUUUGCACAAAUGGGUCAGAAUCUAUUAAUUCAGGCUGCAUGUCAACCACCACAUAUCAAAAAAAGUUUAGAGGAAUUACUUGAUGUCACAAUGUGAAGGAAUUAUGAAACUUUAAUGAAAUAUGGUAUGGUGAACAAAACUGUUUACAUGAUAACAAAUGGAACUUUUAAAGUUACAUUUUCAGUGCCUGCACUUCUCAUCCAGUAAAUUAAGUCAAUGGCUAUUUUUAGUUGCAGCUUAAAAGUACACAUUUGCCUCAUCACUUGUACCCAUCACACACAAACCUAAAGUAAAUAAUGUAACCUAAUAUUCAUGAAAUCUUGAGGCACAUUGAAUGAAUCCAAUUUAAUGUUUUGGAAAAAAGUCCUGCUCAUUUGCACUAUUCUAUAGAAACUACAAUUUGUUGCCGUAUAUGUACAAUUAGAUUUGUAAUUAAAAAUAUACUUUUUAUUAUGUAAUCAUGUUCUGCUAUGUCUCAUUACUUAACCUUAUUUUAUGAAAUGGAAGAUAAGUCAUUGAACUAUGUUAUCACAAACUAAGUUUUGUGUGCUAUUUUUGAAAAACAUGUGUUUCUAAAAUCAGUUUGCUAAUAUCGUGCAGUAUUAGCUUGCUUUUGCUGCUGUGUUAAUGUGAUAUAUUUGCUUACUAUUUGGGUUUAAUCAUCUACAUAAUUGUGAAAUUCAACAAAUUAUAAUAAAGCAUGAUGACCAAAGUUUUAGAAUACAUUUAAACAUUUUAAAUGUGCAGUUCACAAAACGUAUUGAAUGUAACUUCCCUAUUUUUUUGUGCAAAUACUAAAUUUUAUUUCCAUAUGUCCUGACAUUUAUAAAGGUAUUAUUUUGCUGCCCAGUUGUGUAAUUCUCAAAUAGUGCCAGGUCUUCUAUAGAUUUUCUCAGAAUUCUUGGGCUAUAAGUACUGUAUGCAUCCUAAAAAAGAACAGGAAUGUUAUAAAAUAAAGUUUUAU